Molecule: messenger RNA, 351 nt
Organism: Drosophila melanogaster (fruit fly)
Lineage: Eukaryota; Metazoa; Arthropoda; Insecta; Diptera; Drosophilidae
Exons: 1
Coding region: 92-280 (62 amino acids)
Source: RefSeq, marked reviewed
GGUGAUUUCCAAAAAGCAGAUGCCCGAAUGAUUUAAAAGCUAGUGCAUUCGAGGUAAGUGCAUCAGUUCGUUGAAUCGCCCAACCUGAAUCAUGAAUGCAGUAUUCGCUCUCAUUGUGCUUUUACUCAUCUUUGUUGCCACUUUUGCAAAACCACAUUUUGAAGUCGAUCCCAACUACGUUUCCCAUCACGAUCCGCACCAAGUUCAUCAUUACUAUCAGCACCACGAUCCUCAUGCUGAUCCUCACUACGAUCCGCAUCACCACGACGAUCAUCAUUAGUAAAAAGUAAAACAUGUUAUUCAACAAUGUAAAAAUACAAUAAAAACUAUCAAAACAAAAAUCAACUUUUA